Penicillium nucicola is the source of this 615-nucleotide messenger RNA. RefSeq names its product E2 ubiquitin-conjugating protein UBC8. The record is from RefSeq and is a predicted model, not a curated record. Gene Ontology annotation, molecular function: ubiquitin conjugating enzyme activity. Gene Ontology annotation, biological process: protein polyubiquitination; ubiquitin-dependent protein catabolic process. NCBI's taxonomy places the organism in Eukaryota, Fungi, Ascomycota, Eurotiomycetes, Eurotiales, Aspergillaceae. Gene Ontology annotation, cellular component: nucleus. The transcript is spliced from 6 exons. The coding region runs from base 1 to 615 and encodes 204 amino acids.
AUGAGUAGCCCGAAGCGCAGAAUUGAGACUGAUCGUGCAAUUUGGCCGGAAUACACAACUAACAGGAAAUUUAGGCUGAUGAGUGACUACGAAGUCACCCUGGUCAACGACAAUAAUAUUGUGAUACUAAUGUUUGCGAAUAGGCAAGAAUUCUAUGUCCGUUUCAAGGGACCAGAAGAGACACCAUUCACCGGAGGCCACUGGAAGAUUCACGUCGAACUACCGGAUCAGUACCCAUACAAGAGCCCCAGUAUUGGGUUCGUCAAUCGGAUUUUCCACCCAAAUAUUGAUGAGCUGUCCGGAUCAGUCUGCCUUGAUGUCAUCAACCAAACAUGGUCACCCAUGUAUGACAUGCUGAACAUCUUUGAGGUGUUCCUUCCUCAGCUUCUCCGCUACCCGAACCCAUCAGACCCGCUCAACGGCGAGGCCGCGGCACUCAUGAUGCGGGAACCCAAGGCGUACGAGGCAAAGGUCAAGGAAUAUGUUGCCAAGUAUGCCAGCAAGGAAGCCGUAGACGAGGCGGGCGAAGACACCGAAUCUGAAGACGAGCUGAGUUCAGCUGGCAGCUAUGAGUCUGGCGGCGAAGAGCCAGCCGGUACGAUGGAUGAUGUUUGA